AUGUAUCGGAAGUUGUCUAAGUUAGAACACUCGGAAAUAAAACAACUUCUUACAGAAGCUAACAUAGAUGUUGCAAAACAUUACGCGACAAACAAAAAAGCACUCGCUGACAUUCUCAAUGACUACAAUGGUGAAAUAACUUAUGAUAGAAUUCAUGAGUUCAUAAAUGCAAGAGCAUUUCCUUUAAAUGACGUUGCUAUUGACUUAUAUCAUAGACGUUCAAUACCUCAUGAAGUAAGGCGUGAGAUGUUUGACAUAACAAAUGCAAACGUUGGUGAAACAAGAAGAAGAGACGACACACUGAAACAACAGAGAAGAGAGAUGUUUAAAAGUGCUAUAGAACAAGUUCGCAAAGCUAACGAUGUCAUUCGUUCCAUUGACGACAAACCAAAAGAAGGUGAGAGAUGGUUAAAGAAAGAUGAAGAGAAUAGGAAGAGAAAUGUGAAGUCAGGCAAUAGACUCAUUGACUUUAACAUCGAAGCUUUAGAUGAACCAAACAGAGACUACUUACACAAACAUUUCGGUAAGGUUUUCAUGAGACUCUUAGAGAAGAUUAAAAUAAACUCACAACAGAGAUGGAUGGUAUGUUAUAAACUUGGUGGAAAGUAUGAAUGUUCUACGUUAAACCUCAAUAAUAUUGGAACAUUACUACAUCAGCUCUUGAAGGAGAACUUUAUAUCAGAGAUAGAAGCAAAUGCCGCAGGUAUUGUUGAAAUGCACUAUGACUUCUUCUUGACAAACAUAAAGAAUCUUACUGAAAUAAAGAUGUAUGAUUUAACAGAAUAUGAAGGCUUAACGAUGUCAGAUGUAAAGAAAGGCAAACCAAAAAAGAGACCAUAUAGAGAUGAAAGCACACUGACAAAUGACCAGAAAGCCAUUUUGGAAGCUCUUAAGCAAACAGGAAACCCAGCACUUAUAGAA
This is a messenger RNA of Trichomonas vaginalis G3, 921 nucleotides long. RefSeq names its product organellar and viral DNA polymerase type B. The transcript has a single exon. NCBI's taxonomy places the organism in Eukaryota, Parabasalia, Trichomonadida, Trichomonadidae. The record is from RefSeq and is a predicted model, not a curated record. The annotation marks the transcript as partial.